AAAUGAAAACUGGAAAUGUGGAAACAGAUUGAUAGCUAUAAGAAGGGUACGUGGCAGUUAUCAGGCACAACAAGUUACUGCCCUCUCUCUCUCACUCUCACAUCAAAACCCCAUCUCCUAUUUAUUCCCACCAUCUUUCCACCACUCCUCCGCCGCCCUCCGCCGCAGCAACAGGAACAUGAGAUGGUAGGCCUUAGCGUAAUCCUCGAAAGCUGCAGAGAUCUCUCCGAGAAAAGAAGCCCCCAAAUUCUCAGCAAAGGCGCCAUGAUCAUCAAACCGAAUUCCUCUCCUCUCUCUAAUUUCUCUCCCCCUUGUGGAUUUCUCGAGAAUUGUUUCCUCUGCCGCCACAAAUUAUUGCCAGGGAAAGACAUCUUCAUGUACAAAGGAGAUAGGGCAUUUUGCAGUGUGGAGUGCAGGUACAGGCAGAUGUUCAUGGAUGAAGAGGAGAGCUGCGAAAAGAGUGGUUGUACCUUGGAGUACACCUGUUCAGCAGCUGCCACGUCAUCUCCGUCUCCAACUUCUUCUUCGUCUUCCCGCGCCGGUUAUACUUUAUGAUACGAAUAUAUCUACUUUUCCGUCUUUGUUCAUCGGUUGCUCGACGGAAUUUUUUUCGUGCACGGACCUCCUUUAUCCGGUGAUUUCUCGCCAUUAUUCUCCGAUCGUAUCACUUUACGUACGGACUAAUUUAUUAUCAGAUUUAAUAACGGGUCGACUAUAUUUCCCAUAAUAAAUGGCUUCAAUACUACUGUGUUUGUGUUUGUGAAUAAGUCGUCUGUACUUUAUAUCUUUAUAUUUCAUUGAAUAUAUAGGAUAUAUUUUGAUUCUUUGAAUUGAGUUCACGUGUAUUAGAUAAUCAAUCGAUAUUGAGAAUCUGAACGUUUGUAUUCUUAUUUAAUCA
This is a messenger RNA of Salvia splendens (bonfire salvia), 898 nucleotides long. Its product is annotated as FCS-Like Zinc finger 15. NCBI's taxonomy places the organism in Eukaryota, Viridiplantae, Streptophyta, Magnoliopsida, Lamiales, Lamiaceae. The record is from RefSeq and is a predicted model, not a curated record. Bases 16 to 555 code for a protein of 179 amino acids. The transcript is spliced from 3 exons.